AUGGAGAAGGAGAACCAAAGUGGCAGCCAUGGAAAGGGGUAUUUGAAGCUUUUUGGGGUGGAAAUCAGAACAAAUGUCAGUGAUGACGAAGAAAGUAUGAAGAAGAGAAUAAGCAUGGGGGGUUUGGAAUUGUCCAUUAGCCUAAAUAAUGAGAAUGAUGAUAAUGUUGGGUAUCUCUCAGACAGCCUGCUUCAGUCCAGCACCCCCGAAACUGCUCAUCAUCGUAAGAAGAAAGUGACUCAAUGGUCUAGAGAAGAACAUCAAAAUUUUUUGGUGGGAUUGAAAGAGAAGGGAAAAGGCAACUGGAAAGAAAUAGCUACCAAGUUUGUGAAAACCAGGACUACGAGCCAAGUCGCCAGCCAUGCACAGAAGUAUUAUCUUCGACGGAGGGGGCGCCAUGAAAGGAGGCGUAGACCAAGCGUCUUCGACAUGCCUUUCGAACCUGCUUCUCCUUCUCAAGCUUCUGCGUCUUCUUCAUCUUCACCAUGUCCACAACAGGAUUCUACCUCGCGUGGAUUGCCAGUGAAGAGUAACGUUGAAAACAACUAUCCCCGUAAUUUUCACGGUGUUCCAUAUAUGGUGAGAGUACUUCCCCAAAACACGGUGGGUUCACAGAGCUUUGUAGCAGAUAGAUUUACUCCAGCAGUGUCGUACGUGCCCAUGGUGAUUCUCCCCGGUCCACCCUUGGCCUACUUAAGAGCUACCCACAGAAAAUUUGCUGCUGCUGCGACUGCUAUUAAUUCACGCCCGAGGCAAUGA
Molecule: messenger RNA, 759 nt
Organism: Vitis riparia (riverbank grape)
Lineage: Eukaryota; Viridiplantae; Streptophyta; Magnoliopsida; Vitales; Vitaceae
Product: probable transcription factor At5g61620
Exons: 4
Coding region: 1-759 (252 amino acids)
Biological process (GO): response to ethylene; response to auxin; response to gibberellin
Molecular function (GO): DNA binding
Source: RefSeq, a predicted model, not a curated record